Molecule: messenger RNA, 3744 nt
Organism: Haliotis rufescens (red abalone)
Lineage: Eukaryota; Metazoa; Mollusca; Gastropoda; Lepetellida; Haliotidae
Product: guanine nucleotide-binding protein G(i) subunit alpha
Exons: 9
Coding region: 246-1310 (354 amino acids)
Biological process (GO): adenylate cyclase-modulating G protein-coupled receptor signaling pathway
Cellular component (GO): heterotrimeric G-protein complex
Molecular function (GO): GTP binding; GTPase activity; G-protein beta/gamma-subunit complex binding
Source: RefSeq, a predicted model, not a curated record
CCCGUUCAUCCGGGUCACUCGUUCAAAUCGGAAUCAGUCGCUCGGCUCGUAAAUAGGGACUCAAUACACAGCGUCUUCGGAUGUGGAUUCGUCAGUGAUUUUAGUGAUUUAGAGGGGUGUGAGUCUCUGUGGGAUUAAUGUAUCCACUCAGUAAUUUCAGGACUUCAUUCUGAUUCUUUUGGAUUAUAAUUUGUGUGUUAUUUUGGAAUAUAUCGGCCGAUUGUAAGGACCACCAAACAGAAAACAUGGGGUGUGUUACCAGUCAAGAAGACAAAGCCGCGAUUGAGAGAUCGAAAAUGAUCGACAAAACUCUCAGAGCUGAUGGCGAAAAGGCAGCGAGAGAAGUUAAACUUCUUUUGUUAGGUGCAGGUGAAUCAGGGAAAAGUACCAUCGUGAAACAGAUGAAAAUUAUACAUGAAAAGGGGUACUCACAAGAAGAAUGUUUGCAGUACAAGCCAGUGGUGUACAGCAACACAAUUCAGUCUAUGAUCGCCAUCAUCCGCGCAAUGGGUCAGCUCAAGAUAGACUUCGGACACCCAGACCGGGCGGAGGAUGCACGCCAGUUUUUCUCGCUGUCUGGUAACGCUGAUGAAGGGGAGCUGUCAGCGGAGGUGGCCACGCUGAUGAAGCGACUCUGGAAGGACCUUGGCGUACAAGAGUGUUUCAGUCGGUCUCGCGAGUACCAGCUCAAUGACUCGGCCGAAUACUACUUGAAUGCACUGGACCGCAUCUCCAACCCCGGCUACAUCCCAACAGAGCAGGAUGUGCUGAGAACAAGGGUUAAGACAACUGGCAUCGUAGAGACACACUUCACAUUUAAAGAUUUACAUUUCAAAAUGUUUGACGUUGGUGGCCAGCGGUCUGAGAGGAAAAAGUGGAUCCACUGUUUUGAAGGUGUGACGGCCAUCAUCUUCAUUGUAGCCAUGAGUGAAUAUGACCUCACUCUCGCCGAAGAUCAGGAGAUGAACCGUAUGAUGGAGAGUAUGAAGCUGUUCGACUCCAUCUGCAACAACAAGUGGUUCACAGACACCUCAAUCAUCCUCUUCCUCAACAAGAAGGAUCUGUUUGAGGAGAAGAUCAAGAAGUCGGCCCUCACGAUCUGCUUCCCGGAGUUUACAGGCUCCAACACCUACGAGGAAGCAGCAGCGUACAUCCAGCUCCAGUUUGAGAACCUCAACAAGCGCAAGGACACGAAGGAGAUCUACACUCACUUCACCUGUGCCACCGACACGAACAAUGUACAGUUUGUCUUUGACGCCGUCACGGACGUCAUCAUCAAGAACAACCUCAAAGAUUGUGGUCUCUUCUAAGCUAAAACUCACGUGUUUGUGCGUCACUUGUGUGAGCUGUUGUCAACUUGGUGUUGAAAUCUACACGUGCGUUCAUGUGUGACCGAUGCCUCUAGCUGCCACCAGGGGUCACUGUGUUAGUGGAUUGUGACGCUCGUUAACUCUGUCAUCGUUUGUCUGCAUGAACACUGUCACGUCUGCGCCAACUUGGGAAACACAACAUGUUGGAAGACACUACAGAACAAGCUCAUGGGAACUUGUCCGAACAAUUCAACAUCUUGUACAAAUAUCGUCAUUUUGUUUGAUUGCCGAACUGUAUGGACUUCACGAACACAACUGUUACUGGUUUGUGUUGAGGUGUGACCACACUACACGAUAACAGUUUGGUAAAAUCAUGGCACACAGAUCUGUCGUCACGGCAACAUAUUUAUCUUUAAUUUUCCUUCACCUUGAAUACUGUGCAUGAACAUUGGUAUAUAUGGCCAGAAUUAGCUGAUCCGUACUCUUCUGAUACAGCAUGUACGCAACACUUGCUAUACUGUUGUCAUUCACACUAUGGAAAAUCCUUCUCGAAGCUAUCACCUACAUGUACAUCUUUGAGGUUUCUUCGGGGAUAACUUUGUUUUCUAUUUGAUAUUUUAAUUUUGUGUGAAUGUUUUCCGACUUUGUGAAAGUUUGUUUUACUGAUAGGGAUGGUUUUAUUGUGUGUUUCGAUCUUUGGUAUGAUCAGUUCAAGAAAUUAAUCUUUGAAUGAAAUAGCAGAGAAUGAUUAUUUAAGAGGUCUGUUCGUCAUUGUUCUAUAAAAAAUAUAUCUCUUGUUUCAGGAGACAUUUUGUGACAUGUUUUGGCAGAGAAGAUUUUGUAUAAAAAAGCUUGUAAAUGAUUGUUUUGGGAUUGACAGGUCUGAUGUUCGUACUCUGAUCUGUUGCAUGGUUUUAUAAGGAAAUAGUGCAAUCUCUGAACUAUGUAGACUCACCAGUAUGUACAGUAUGUCUUAGUCAAAACUGGUGAGAAAUUCAGCCUUCCUGUUACUGUGUGUAAACGUGAGGGUCUCGAGGGGGGGUGGGGGGGCUGGUGAUUGGGGGCAUUAGUGUUUUCAAUAAGGAGAUUAAGUUUCCCUAUGAACCAGAAUGUUUGAUGCAAACAAUUUGUAACAUUAAUGCCCAACAUGUUCUAUCAGUAAAUAUUGGAUUCACCAUGAUGGCCCACCUUUGAGACCCCCAAGUUGUCACGGCAACAAUUCUGUGCAAUGACUUUGUCGUGUACGAUGUAAGCUAUAUUGUGUAAGCUUGUGGCUCUGUGUAUAGCAUCUCCGUGUUGCUUAACAGGUGAACGUUUAGAUUCAGGAGAUGUUGAGGAACAUGAAACACGAAGCAAGAAGUUAGCACAUUUAGUCCAAUUCAUGAAUAUUCAUUGAAUGUUCAUUGAAUGGUAAUUCCACAGCAUUGAAGAUUGACGAGUCAGUAUUUUUUUGGUAUGUUUGUUUAAGACAUUUGAUAGAAGAAGCUGACUUACCUAUGACCAGGUGGAUCCAGAGGAGGAUGUGGGGGGGGGGGGACACAAACAGACACACACUCACAAUUUUUAGACACCUGACGUGUCACCUGCACUCUCAGCCAAUUAACUUCGCAAUCCCACUUUUUCAAAAUCCUGGAUCCGCCUCAAUGACCUAACUAAACCUAGGAGAUUGUAGUAUUGAGGAGAUAAUUAUGCGUAAUAUUUGAAGCGAUAAUGGUAAGAAAGGACUAUUUGUAUUAUUAAACAAAUCCUGCAUGAAGUAGGCAAGUGUUUCCUCGCUGAUAAGUACUGAUCAAAUGUUUAAGAAAUAGGUCUGGUUUGAUGCAAACACUCCUGAGCACUAAAGCACUGGUGUAGUCAUUGCCACUCAGACCUUCUCUUCUGUGAAUCUAACGGGUAUGCACAACUUAUCGAACUUACACUGAUUUUCUCAAGUUAGAUUUUGUAUGUGUUUGGACAGAUCCUGUUGAUUGGAUAAUUUCACUUCGAUGAAAUAAGCUAUUAACUGUUCAUGUAAAUCCUAUAUUUUCUAUUUCAUCCUGUGUUGGGAGUUCGAGGGAGGAACACAGUUCCCUUCAAAAUGCUCAUAUUCCUUUUUGGAGUUUUCUGUGUGCAAAAUGUUCAUUCCACGGAAUCAGCACCUUUCAGAAUCAAAACUAAGAUCCCAUCAGUCCAUACCCUGCUGACAGCAUCUCUGAGAAUCAGAAAGAUCAAGAAAUGUUAGAAACAGGACAAGAGAUUUGUUUUGAGUUCUGUCAGUAUGAAAUUUUGCAGAUGAUUUGAAAUUCAUUUGUGCAUGUGUUUCAACGUGUUUACAAAGAUCUGAUUGUUACGAUCUGCAGCAGUGUUAAUCAGAGUUCAUUUGGUUUCCUCUCAUUAAUGGGGCGGUGUGGUAGCCUAGUGGAUAAAGCGCUCGCUCGUCACGCCGAAGACCGGG